Amphimedon queenslandica is the source of this 2956-nucleotide messenger RNA. RefSeq names its product signal transducer and activator of transcription 5B-like. The transcript is spliced from 23 exons. Gene Ontology annotation, molecular function: DNA binding; DNA-binding transcription factor activity. Gene Ontology annotation, biological process: regulation of DNA-templated transcription; signal transduction. Bases 325 to 2679 code for a protein of 784 amino acids. Lineage: Eukaryota; Metazoa; Porifera; Demospongiae; Haplosclerida; Niphatidae. The record is from RefSeq and is a predicted model, not a curated record.
UGUUACUCUGAAAUUAUUUUCACUGGAAGACCUAACCGGGAGGCAACAGCAUGUCUUCCUAGAAGAGGAGGCAGAGAAUACUUGCAGGGAAACAGUUGUAUUUACUGUGAACGAGAGCGCUUUAAAGGGUUAGACGGUUUGAGGCAUUUCCCCGGAGGAUUAACGUCAUCGUUACUAUUCGUGAAGACCAACUUUUCUUAGAGAUAGGAGAAAGAGAAGAGCCUACAUCCUACCAUACUCUUUGUGUCCGUGCGUGCUCGUCUGUGUGGGAGCUGCUGGAAGAGGCUAUUGGAUUACACGCUAUCACUUUAUAUCACAAUAAUAAUGGCUCUCUGGGAUAAGAGCCAGCGCCUUCAGGGGCCACUCUUGGAGCAAAUGAAACAACUGUACGGGCCACGUUUUCCUAUCGAAGUCCGCCAUUACCUGGCUACAUGGAUUGAAGCCCAGAUGUGGAGUGAUAUUGAUCCUGAUAUACCAGCACAUGAACCUAAUGCUCGUAGAUUAUUUGAAGCAAUGCUCAUUGCACUUCAAGAGUUAAUAGCAACAUAUUCUGCAAAUUUUAUCACUAAAACUCAAUUAGAGGCUUUGUUUGCACACAUGAAGGGUGAGUACAUUCAGCGUCCCCUAGAACUAGUUCGUGUUGUUCAGAUGUGUCUAGUAACAGAAGCUGAGCUGGUCCGCAAACAAGAAGAGUUUGAGAAAUCCAAUAAUAGACUGACACCCUCCAGUAAUAGCAAUGCUUCACAGAUACAGCAACUAAUUCAGAAUAUCAUGUCAAGGACUGAAGGUAUGGAAACUAUGUAUCGCACAUUAACAGCAAAGCAUGAGUCAUUCCAAAUACAUUAUCAAGAGGGUUGUAGACUAGAAGUAAUGCUUCAUCAAGGCGGUGGCUUUCCACCAGAUCAACUUGGUAAAUAUAGAGAAAGGAAGCAAUUGAUUGAUCAGAUUGUUGCAAAAGAUGCCGAAGAAAUGAAAAGAACAAUUGAUGAUUUGGGUCAGCGAUUCUUGGAGUGUCUAGAAGAAGUGGGACGGACUCAUCAUCUGGUUGUUGCGGUUGAACUGAACAAUUGGAAGCAAUCCCAGCGACUCUUCAAUCAUGAAGACGAUCCAAACAGAAAUGAACUUAAUUCCUUACAGCACUGGUUUGAGUCCCUUGCAGAACUGUUGUGGCGCCUCAGACAACUAGGGAAACAGUUAUUGAUAACGCAGAGUCGUGCAGCUACUCCAAUACUACAGCAGAACGAUCAGUUUCAUACUAUCACCCAACACGUCACCAAAUACCUACAAGAACUAAUAUCAGAGAGUUUUGUGUUGGAGAAACAACCUCCUCAAGUUAUAAAGACUUCCAAUCGUUUCUCAGCAACCAUCAGGUUAUUAGUUGGUAGUAAGCUCCAGCUUCAUCUUAAUGUACCUGAAGUGGUUGGCAGUAUCAUUAGUGAGAAACAAGCUAAGGCAUUGCUUUCAGAUCCCUCUAAAGUCCUGAGUAGCUCUUUUACAUCAGGAGAGAUAGUCAAUCAUCAGAAGGCUAUGGAGUAUAACUCACAGACUGGCGUCCUACAGUGUAACUUCAACUACAUGCAGCUAAGACGCAUCAAGAGAAACAGUGACAGGAAAUCGACUGAGAUUGUCAUGGAAGAGAAGUUCACUAUUCUGUUUCGUUCAAAGUUCACUAUACCCGGGGAUGAGCUGGAUAUCCCUGUCAUGUGUCAAAGCUUACCAGUGGUGGUUAUAGUCCAUGUCACUCAGCAGCCAGCAGCAGAGGCUACUAUAUUCUGGGAUAACUCGUUUGCAGAACCUAAUCGAGAGCCGUUUGUUGUACCAGAAGUAGUAUCAUGGCCUAGGGUCUCUGAAGCAUUGAAUCAUUACUUUCAAACUAUUUCAGGCAGAGGACUCACUCCUAGGAACCUUGACUAUUUGGGACGUAAACUUCUUGGAGUUGUAGGCAUGGAGGAGGAUAUUAUUCAGAUGUCUGUUACAAGACAGCAGAUGUGCCGUGAUCAGUUAAGAGGUCGUUCCUUUACCUUCUGGGAGUGGUUCUAUAAGCACCUGGACCUCAUUAAGACCACACUCAAGAGAGAAUGGGUCGAAGGACUGCUUGAAGGUUUCAUGGAUAAGAUUGAAGCCCAGUCGGUAUUGCUCCAAGUUCAGCCAGGGACUUUCCUUGUGCGUUUCUCUGACUCUGAGGCUGGAGCUGCCUCUGUUACUUGGGUUGCUGAAACUGAAACUGGGGAUAAACAAACCUUUCAUUUGGCUCCAUGGGGUAAACAUGAUCUGACCAUUCGAUCAUUUGCUGAUAGAUUACAUGACUUACAUCACUUGAUCUUUCUUUAUCCUAAUCGUCUUAAAGAUGAAGUCUUUGGCCCGUACUACACUCCUCAAAGAGUUGAGGCACGCAAUGAUGGAUAUUUAGAGUCUCAAGUUACUAUAACAAUGCCAGGAAGUCAUACUAGAACACCAAGCAAUCCUGCCAGCCCUGCUCCCUCCCUGUACUCUUUUGUUGGUACACCAAACCCUCAUUCUCCUUAUUCUAUGAUGAGCAGUGGAUCUUCUCGUCAGUUCAAUGGUACUCCUGAUUUGACUGGGUUCCCUAUUCCUGAUCUUGGCCCAUCGCUAGGUUUAAAUCAAGCCAGUUCCUUUGACGAAUUAUUUGAUGGCUCAAUUCCUCCUCCUUCUAACUAAUAAUAAUUUCUUUAUUCCCCAUCAGGAUACUCAUGACUUGUAUGUACUUUUAUACUAUUGCUAGUUCUUCCUCUCUCUCUUUUUCUGUUGGAUUUUGUUUUCUCUUAUACUACUAAUAAUAAUACCUACACACACACACAAUUAUUAUUUUUACCUCCUUUUAGAGGGCUCUCAUUAAUUUUCUUUUGAAUUUUUUUCAUGAGGCAAUUUUCCCAAUGUGAAUAAUAAUAUUAUUGGUAAUGAAAAGCAUGAUUAUGGAUAGUGAAAUGGAAAAAAA